This is a messenger RNA of Clonostachys byssicola, 2151 nucleotides long. Lineage: Eukaryota; Fungi; Ascomycota; Sordariomycetes; Hypocreales; Bionectriaceae. The record is from the annotation of a GenBank genome assembly.
AUGGACCAGCAAAUCCAACGCGACCGGUCGCCUUCGGCCGGUCAUCACCAUCCUCAAAUAUCCCCGCCCCCGGGUUCAUACCCGCAGCCCACCAACGACUCAUCGUCUGGACUCGGCCUCACCCUGGAGCAGUCCACCAACCUUAAUGCCUUCAGCACGAACCACCAUAAUAACACCAACCCCGCCGCCAGCUUCCUCAGCCCACAGCAGCAGCAACAGCAACAGACCGCGUUUGCACAACAGAGUCUGACUGACACAGCUCUCUUUGACCCGAGCGCGACCUAUAAUCAGCAGAUGCCCGCCUCUGUGCCCAACUCGGGGCUGUCCUUCACCUCACAGUCGCAGUCUGAUUACCUCUCGCCUAAUCUCAACGACGACUUCUCGCUCUUCCCCCCCGCUAGCAGCUCGGGUGAUCAUUACAAUCAACCUCUCUUCGAGACAUCCACGCUCGGUCCCAACGAUAUGAAUAAUAUGGCAUCCCCGCAAUCCCAGCACAACUCGCCGACUCCCCCCCACUUGCUACAGCCCGACUCUCACCAGCCUAGUUCAGCGCAGCACUCGCCCUCAUUCAACCAGCACCAUUUCUCAUCACCACCUGCUGGACAUCAUUCACGCAAUGUUUCUCUUGGUCCUGAGGCGGCAUUGCUCCCCGGCCAGCUGGAUGACUGGACGCAGCCUCAAUUCCAAGGCCAUCGCCGCAGCCCCUCUGCCCACUCGGAUGUCUCCUCAGUAUCACCCUCGCCAAAUCUAGUGAGCUCCGACAAUUUCGACCAAGAUCCAAUUGGGCACUCUCCCUUGCAGCGCCCUUCAGAUGCCAGCCUUUACCAAGAGGUUCUGACAAUCGGGAACUUCAGUCUUUCAGACCACUCAAUUGGCAGCCCAGGACACCAAGGACGUAGUCCGUCCCACAGCCCUGCGGUGAGCCCUCGUAUUUCUCCCCAGCAGAUGCCCGAUACCAUGCAGCAGUCUCCCUACGGUCUUGCGCCCAGCAUGGCAUAUGGGGAUACUUCGGCUUUCCCAAGUGUCCAAGUUAAUGAAGCCUUCCCAACUCUCCAGCAUAAUGGAUCGGAUAUGUCCCAAAUGGCGCCUCCGGCCAUCAAUAUCGAUUUUGCACCAAACAAUUCUAAAUUGGGCGGCUACGGCCCAUCAAAGCAGCAAAUUGAUCAAGAUUCUUUGACCCCUCCAGAACGAGGCCGCCAAAGAAAUCGUCAGCGCGCCGUUACAGACCCAUACAGCACUUCCGGACCCCAUCUAGGAAGACCCAAUCUUGGACAAAGUCCAUCGCCUUCUCUUGGUUCGGACUUGGCCAACCGUGGCGACGCCUCUCGAUCCUUGUCCCCGCUUGACAGAACCGGAGCUUCACCGUCGAGACGUAGACAGUCUACUUCGGCAGUCCCUAACAACGUCAUCGCUCUUCGCCUUGCCGACCCGGACUAUCAGAGCAGUCAAGAUACCGGCUCAGCCAAGCGCGCCCAAAAGCACCCUGCAACCUUUCAGUGUACAUUGUGCCCUAAGCGUUUCACCAGAGCCUACAAUUUGCGUUCCCACCUGCGAACACAUACAGACGAGCGACCGUUUGUCUGCACCGUUUGUGGCAAAGCAUUUGCUCGACAGCAUGACCGUAAACGUCAUGAAAGCUUGCAUUCGGGAGAGAAGAAGUUUGUCUGCAAGGGCGAACUCAAAGCAGGUGGGCAGUGGGGCUGUGGUCGACGCUUUGCCCGUGCCGACGCUCUCGGCCGUCACUUUAGGUCCGAAGCUGGCCGAAUAUGCAUCAAACCCCUCUUGGACGAGGAAAUGCUGGAGCGCCAGCGCCAGUGGCAGGAACAGCAGAUGCAACAGAAUGCCAGCCUGGCCUCGCAGGGAAUGGGCCUGGACCCGAAUACUGGUUACCCAAUAGAUGCUCGUGGCAAUCUUACACUCCCUGCCGCGUUGUUGGCACAGUACCCAGCUCUUGCUGGACUCAGCUGGCCUGGGCCUGAAAUGGGGGGAAUGGAUGAGGACCUGAGUGGCAGGUCAUCAUUUGAUGCCAGCGAUUUCGAUGACAAUGAGGAUGGGGGAUACGUCAGUGGUCCCGGCACAGGAUAUGGCGAUGGGGGAAUGGGCCAAAACUUUGGAGAAUUGAACUAUUCCAGCGACAUAGGUGGCCGCUGA